This is a messenger RNA of Lasiosphaeria miniovina, 1099 nucleotides long. RefSeq lists its product as uncharacterized. NCBI's taxonomy places the organism in Eukaryota, Fungi, Ascomycota, Sordariomycetes, Sordariales, Lasiosphaeriaceae. The coding region runs from base 104 to 865 and encodes 253 amino acids. The record is from RefSeq and is a predicted model, not a curated record. The transcript has a single exon.
GCAAGAGAAUCAGAUCGACAAUCCGAAUCACGGUUGCCGACCUUUCGAUACUUGUGGCGUGUUAGCACGUCCUAUUUUUAUAGACGUUUGAAAAGCAGUGUUGAUGAUCCGCGCAAAGCAGAGGGCACGCCCCAUUUGUCUGUCCUCUGGUUCGCAAGCAGAGGCCGAAGCCAGACAGACUCUGGCCAUUUCUUGCCGCACCAAUUCGCUAUGUUUGGGGUACCUACCUAAGCAGGCGGCUCCAUUCCCGCGAGUGGAUUCUCUUGUUCGAGCCGGCGCUGGAAAGGCUGGCUGGCUGGCUCGCUGGCUGGUAAAACCCUCUAGAGUUAAGGUAGCUAAGGCACUGACUGUACCGAGUAGGCACGGUCCUUUGCAUCGUAGUCAGUCCAAGACAGGAAGUGCGCGGCCGAACCGCGGGCCAACCGUUCGGAGCCAAUCUGGGACACAUGGGGCCUUCAGUCGCUACCAAAGUCGGCUACCCUGUCGAGGCGGCCGGGCCGGGCCAGGGCGAGCAUGCUGCUGUGGCUUUCUUUUCUUCUCUUUUCGUCUUAUCUUUUUUCCCCGUCGGCCCUGCACAGCGCACCCCCCCUCGUCUCGUCUCAAAGUCUCUCAAUCCGCGACAUUCAUCCGAUUUCGAGCAAGCCCACACCCUAGGGCUCAGUGUGUUUGCCCUCAUGGCUGUUUCCUAUCUCGUCCUGUCCGGUCCUGUCAUGUACUGUCCUGUCCUGUCUGUCAUGGGCCCCUGGGAGCGCCCGCACCCGCGCCCGCGCCCCGGCUCGCUGUGCUCAAUGUGCAGUGGUGUGCAGUGUGCCCGGCGGGCGAGCGUGCUCCAGCAGCGUGCAGCGUGCUGAGCUGUCCAAUAUGAGGGGGCCCAGUGUAACGUUAGGUAGGAAUGGCGCGCUUCGGGGCAGAAGCAGUGGCAGCAUAAAAAAAGGCAGAGGGCGGGCAAGCCCUUGUCGAUCCCUCCGGGUCGCCGCAAACUGCAGCUCCCAACUCGCCGGUAACCAUGCCAUCUGGUGCAAUGCACGGACGUGCUACUCGGGAGAGGGGGGGGGGAGGGGGCCAGUUUGGGAGGACUCGGGGCGAAUGAGAACUCGGC